Messenger RNA from Aureobasidium pullulans EXF-150, 1071 nucleotides. RefSeq names its product dihydroceramide delta(4)-desaturase. The transcript is spliced from 2 exons. Bases 1 to 1071 code for a protein of 356 amino acids. NCBI's taxonomy places the organism in Eukaryota, Fungi, Ascomycota, Dothideomycetes, Dothideales, Saccotheciaceae. Gene Ontology annotation, biological process: ceramide biosynthetic process. Gene Ontology annotation, cellular component: membrane. Gene Ontology annotation, molecular function: sphingolipid delta-4 desaturase activity. The record is from RefSeq and is a predicted model, not a curated record.
AUGAAGAGCUCCAGCAACCCGGCACCGGAAAAGCACGAGGACCAGGAUGACCAAUUCUUCUGGUCAUACACCGAGGAGCCUCACCGUUCCCGUCGUAUGGCUAUCAUCAAGGCCCACCCCGAGGUGCUCAAGCUGUGCGGACCCGAGCCAUUGACGAUUCCUCUCGUUCUUGCCGUAGUAGCCCUUCAAUGCACCUGCGCCUACCUCCUCAGCAACACUCCUUUCUGGUCAUGGCGCUUCUGGCUCACAGCAUACGUGAUUGGUGCUACUGCCAAUCAGAACCUCUUCCUGGCUAUCCACGAAAUCUCGCACAAUCUCGCCUUCAAAUCCGGCCUAGCCAACCGCCUUCUCGCCAUUGUCGCCAACUUGCCCAUUGGCAUCCCGUACUCGGCUUCUUUCAGGCCUUACCACCUUACCCACCACAAGUCGCUCGGCGUCGAUGGCCUCGACACUGAUCUCCCCACCGCUCUCGAGGCCUUCUUCCUUGACUCGAUCGCUGGCAAGGCCUUUUUCUGCACAUUCCAGAUCUUGUUCUACGCUCUGCGACCUAUGAUGGUCUACCAGAUCCCUCUGACCAAGAUCCACGCCCUCAACAUUGCUGUCCAGCUCUUGUUCGACUAUGUUCUGAUUCAAGCGUGGGGAGGAAAAGCAGUAGGAUACUUCAUCUUGAGCAGUUUCCUUGCAGGAUCCCUGCACCCGGUAGCCGGCCAUUUCAUCGCCGAGCACUACGUUUUCGAUCGUGCUUCUCUUGAGAACAAGCAGUCGCGCGACCCCAAGAACCGUAUCCCGGUUCCCGAGACUUUCUCUUACUACGGACCCCUCAACCUCUUGACCUACAAUGUUGGCCUGCACAAUGAGCACCACGACUUCCCCGCCAUCCCCUGGACCAGACUUUGGAAGGUCAACGAGAUUGCCAAGGAGUUUUACCAGGACUUGCCCUACCACCGCAGCUGGGUUGGUGUCAUCUGGCAAUUCAUCUUGGACAAGGAAGUUGGUCUGUGGUGCAGAGUCAAGCGCAAGGAAGGAGGCAGAAAAGUUGGUGCUUGGAAGGAAGAAGAGAUUCAGAACUGA